This is a messenger RNA of Cuscuta campestris, 2592 nucleotides long. The record is from the annotation of a GenBank genome assembly. NCBI's taxonomy places the organism in Eukaryota, Viridiplantae, Streptophyta, Magnoliopsida, Solanales, Convolvulaceae.
AAGUGAAUCUAUUCCAAAUUGGAAAAGAGAAUCUAUUCCAAAUUGGACAGAGUGCUUGGCAAUGUAGAAUGGAUGGUAACAUUUGAUUUUAAGGUGUGUUUUAAAGAAAGGGGUAUCUCUGAUCACUCCCCCAUGAUUCUUCAAAGAGUAGGGCAUCAAACAGCAUAGAUUCUGUGACAUGUGGACACUAGCUCCUGAGUUCUCUAAGAUUGUGGAAGAAGUGUGGAUGCAAGAACAUACAGGUUUCCCGAUGUACCAAAUCAUCCAAAAACUCAAACAACUCAAGCAUCCUCUGAAAAGGCUGAACAAGAGGAACUUCCGAUCCCUAGAUACUCAGAUGGAUCAGAUUAGAAUUAAGCUGCAGAAUGUCCAGAAGGAAAUGAAAUACAAUUCUUCUGAUGGCAGAUUACUAGCUUCUAAAAAGGAAUUAACCAAGGAACUACAUCAGACCCUUAAAGCAAGCUAUCUCAUGAAAUGCCAACAAUCCAAAGCUGACUGGAUCACUUAUGGGGAUCAGGAUACCAAAUUGUUCUAUGCAUGGGUGAAGAAAAAGAAAGCACAGACCCACUUAACCUCCCUACGGAAUACAGAGGGGGUAUAUGUGGAGGGGAGACUAGAGGUGGCAAAAGUCCUAGUUGAUUAUUUUCAAAAACAACUGGGGGUAGCAAUGGAGACUGAUGACAUUGAUGCUGAUAUUAUUGUAAGUAGCCAUUCUUUAUUAUCCAAUCUGCACAUUUUUUUCUCUUCUUGGGGACCCUAUUCAAACGCAAAUCAUCAUCCCAGCAGAUUCUUAUGUCCGGAGUCAUACUACUCUUGGUUUCUUGAAAACUCGAAGCACAGAUCCCAUCUAGACCAAAUCCAUGCCCAGUUAUACCUAUCCGGUCUGCAAAACAAUGGGUUUAUACUCGCUAAAUUCAUUCAUGUUUGCUCGAAUCUUGGCCAAAUCGGGUAUGCCCGCCAGGUGUUCGAUGCAUUUCCUGACCCGUAUGUGUAUUUGUGGAAUGCCAUCAUCAAAGGGUAUGCAAGACACGAUCUUUUUAUCAACGCCAUUGACACUUACAGAACUAUGCAACUUGUGUUCGAAAGGCCCGACAGUUUUACGUUACCUUACGUUCUUAAGGCAUGUGGUGACUUGCUGGCUUUUAAGGUCGGUUGCGCUGUUCAUGGACAGGCUUUUAGACUAGGGUUCGAAUCUGAUUUAUUCGUGCAAAACAGUGUUGUCUCAUUUUACACGAAAUGUGGAAGGAUUGAUCUUGCUCGUAUUUCGUUCGACCGGAUGCGUGACAGGAAUAUUGUCUCGUGGACUUCGGUUAUUUCUGGGUGUUCUCAGAAUGGACAACCUGUUGAGGCUCUUAAGAUAUUCAGCGAAAUGAGAGGAUUGAAUGUGGUGCCUGACUGGGUGGUACUUGUUACUGUUCUGACAGCUUAUACUAAUAUAGGGGACUUGAAAAGCGGCGAGAGCCUUCAUUCUCUGGUGAUCAAAAUGGGUGUUGAGUUUGAGCAAGACUUGCAGGUUGCACUCACAAGUUUGUAUUCAAAAUGUGGACAAGUUAGGACUGCAAAACAUCUAUUUAACAAAGUAGAGGUUCGGGAUGUGAUUCUUUGGAAUGCCAUGAUAUCUGGUCUUGCAAAACAAGGUCAAGCCAGUGAUGCUGUUAACCUUUUCCAAGAGAUGAUAUCAAAGAAUAUCAAACCUGAUGUCGUAACUAUACAGUCUACGAUCAUGGCUUGUGCACAACUGAGAUUUCUUGGUCAUGCAAGAUGGAUCGGAGAUUAUGUUACCAACAGCAGCUACCAAGACGAUGUUGUUGUCAAUACAUCUCUUAUCGACAUGUAUUCCAAAUGCGGAUGUGUGAAUUCUGCCCGCAAAGUAUUUUAUAGGGCAAAAAAGAAAGAUGUGGUUUUAUGGAGUGCUAUGAUAAUGGCUUAUGGCUCGCAUGGUCGGGGGAGAGAAGCCAUUGACCUUUUCUAUGCAAUGAAACGGUCAAAGGUCUCUCCGAAUGACGUGACUUUCCUAGGGCUCCUUGUGGCUUGCAAUCAUUCAGGGCUCAUACAAGAGGGAUUAGAAUUCCUCAACUGCAUGAGGGAUCACGGAAUCAAACCGCACCACCAGCAUUACGCUUGUGUUGUUGAUCUGUUGGGUCGUGCCGGGUAUCUAGAGAAGGCACACGGCUUAAUCGAGACAAUGCCAGCUGAACCAUCUGUUUCAGUUUGGAAGGCACUACUGAGUGCAUGUAAGAUGCAUUGCCAUGUGAGAUUGGGUGAGAAUGCUGCACAGAGACUUUUUGCAUUGGAUCCACUUAACAGAGAUCACUAUGUGCAGUUGUCCAAUCUCUAUGCCUUGGCACACAUGUGGGAUAGAGUUGGAGAUGUAAGAAUGUUGAUGAAGGAGAAGGGAUUGAACAAUGAGAAGCAAGGGCGUAGUGUUAUUGAAAUAACUUGAGUGCCAAGGACAUAUUCUUACAUAAGUCAAAUGCUCCAUUUGUUGUGUGUAAUUUUGUUCUUGAUAGGACUUGGCUCUCUUUUUAAUAAGUUAAAAAUCGUGUGAUUGAAAUUUGUUUAGAAAAGAUAAAAUAAAAGUAAUUAUUGGGU